AUGGAUCUAACGCCGGAGCGCGAUCUGAACCCAUCUGCUCGGACAGAGCAACAAGUUCACCAAAUCUUCCACCAGCCGCAGCUCGUUCCCAGCCGCCUGCCUCCGCGCAGGGCCUCACUUGCAAUACCAAACGAGAAGUCAGUGCCUACAAAUAUACACAAGGUUGAGUGUUGGGUCUAUGAUGGAAACCACUUACCCUCCACUUCUUAUGCGCAUGGUACAUUCACCAAAGACGAAAUCACUAGCUGGCUCAAGGCGCCAAGCCCAGCCACGUACAACGGUGUUAAGCCGGCAGCCGGGCUACGACUUCUAUGCAGGGAGCAGGAGACGUCAAUAAAAUGGCCAUUUGACAAGGCCACCUUUGGAGCCAUCCAGGAGGCUCUUGGCCUGCCUGCUACGGUUUCCUACCUCAACAUGCCCAAGUCCGGUGCUUGUGGGAAAUACCUGGGAACACCGGGCCACCCGAUCUUCAUCUUCCACCGAUCCAACAACAACGGCGCCAUCUCCACAGUCCUCAAGUACGACUCAUUCACCAACAUCACCAGUGGCUACGCUCUGCUAGGCCCCCGAAUCUCACUCGAGGCCCUAUGCACCCAAAUCCGCUCCCAAUUUGCCCAAUUCGCCCACCCACUACUAGUCCCAACCGUCCUCAUCGAGCUCACAGCCACAGAUCUAAUGCGCGAACUCUACCACGUCAACCGCCUGCUCACCGCUUCCGAGUACAAAACCCGAUCCGGCGACUGGGAAAUCCAAGACUCCCUCGCCAAUGCUGGGCCUACCCUCGCCCCAGCGCCUGGUGCCCUGCUGGACUCCUGGCACGACGAGGCGGCCGCUGAAAUGCAGCGCGAACCGCCUUACUGGGCCAAAAUGUCGCGCGAGAUGGCGGAAUGUCAGGACAACCACCAGCUCGCGCGCAUCCUAGGCUGGAUGGCGUGCCGCUUUGCCUUCAUGAACGCGGCCGUGCAAUGCAGCCUUAGCAUGGUCGAGUUCACGCGCAAGGAGAUGGAUGCGCUGGAGACAUACGUGGUACCAGCGACCCGGCGCCGACUGAGGGCCAAAGGGGGCGCUGGUGAUGUGAUGAAUAGCGCUUGCUUGCGUCACCGGGUCGAGAUGCUCGAGAGCAAUUUGAGGCACAUGGUCAUAUUUGGGGCCAUCGAGCCGAGGAUGCAGGCUCAGCAAACCAUGCUAUUCAACCUGAUCAACAUCGGGAUGGCCAGAGAUUCGAAAGAGCUGGCCGAGGCAAGCAAGCGCGAUAGUUCCGCUAUGAAGAUUAUUGCCAUGCUUACGACAUUAUUCUUGCCUGGAACAUUUAUUGCGGCCUUUUUUGCCAUGCCCAUCUUGGACUGGAAUGCUCUUUCGAUGAACGAUGUUAUGACGAAUCACUUCUGGCUCUAUUGGGCGAUAUCAAUCCCGCUAACUGUCGUUGUCAUGGCCGUGGUGGGUGCGUAUGGGCGAGUGCAGGCCAUACGGAACCACGAGGCGGCAGCGAAUGCACGAAAAGAGGCUGGGCUCAAGGAGGUUUGA
Molecule: messenger RNA, 1524 nt
Organism: Ilyonectria robusta
Lineage: Eukaryota; Fungi; Ascomycota; Sordariomycetes; Hypocreales; Nectriaceae
Exons: 4
Coding region: 1-1524 (507 amino acids)
Source: RefSeq, a predicted model, not a curated record